Molecule: messenger RNA, 918 nt
Organism: Pseudocercospora fijiensis CIRAD86
Lineage: Eukaryota; Fungi; Ascomycota; Dothideomycetes; Mycosphaerellales; Mycosphaerellaceae
Exons: 3
Coding region: 1-918 (305 amino acids)
Biological process (GO): ubiquinone biosynthetic process
Molecular function (GO): methyltransferase activity
Source: RefSeq, a predicted model, not a curated record
AUGUCCUCCUCUGUACCUCGCGCCGCCAAACGACUUCGAUUAGCCGCUCCCCAAGGAUGGCAGCCACAGCAGCCGCCUCAAAACGAUAAGACGACGCAUUUCGGGUUUGAGACUGUGGCAGAAUCUGUGAAGGCGUCAAGAGUUGGUGCUGUUUUCUCGUCAGUGGCUAGCAAUUACGAUGCUAUGAAUGAUUUCAUGUCUCUCGGCAUUCAUCGAUUAUGGAAAGAUCACUUCGUGCGGAAUCUGAACCCGGGAGUGCGAUACUCCUCAUUACAGAAAGAGCCGCGUGGACAGAAAAUAUUGGACAUUGCUGGUGGCAGUGGAGAUAUUGCGAUACGCAUGCUCGAUCAUGCAACCAACAUCAAUGGCGACAAUACCACACAUGUGACAGUCUCUGACAUCAACCCCGACAUGCUGAACGAAGGCCGGAAACGAUUGGCUGCAACACCUUAUCAGGCUGCCGGCAGAGUCGAUUAUCUCGAAGCCAACGCCGAAGAUCUCAACACGGUCCAGAGCAAUAGCAUCGACCUCUACACAGUGGCAUUUGGUAUCCGAAACUUCACGCACAAGGAUAAGGCAUUGAGGGAAGCCUUUCGGGUACUGAAGCCUGGUGGCGUGUUCGCAUGCCUUGAGUUCGCACCUCAGCUGUCAAAUCCUCUGCUGAAUGGCUUGUACAAGAGGUGGUCAUUCAGUGCUAUACCGCUCAUCGGACAGAUUGUUGCAGCGGACAGAGACAGCUAUCAGUAUUUGGUGGAGAGUAUUGAGAACUUCCCUUCCCAGCCGGAAUGGGCAAAGAUGAUACAGGAUGCUGGAUUCUUGAUACCUGGACAGCAGAGUGAUGGAACCAUUACAGAUGCUGGCUGGGAGAACUUGAGCAUGGGCAUAGCUGCUAUUCACAAGGGUGUGAAGCCGUUGUAG